AGAUGAUGGUUUACUUAAAGAAUAAGAUGUGAUUUGGUUCAGAUGUGGUACUGUACAUAGCUGCUUGGGUAACAUAGAUGGUAGUCAUCACUCAAUGUUGUGUUACAAUAGCCAUAGUCUUGUCUGUCAAACAAGUAACAGAACAGAUACAUUAAACUUGAUGAGAUAAUGGCUAUAGGAUUCUAACAGAGAAGAGAAAAAAAGAAAUAUAAGAUGCCACCAUUGUGGUACUUUGGAUUAAUACAAUUAGCUCAUGUGAUUACAGUUAAUUAUGCCACAAUUAAUCCAGACAAGGAUAACUGCAUUAAUUACGAGAGUGACUACCAUGUCGAUAGAGCAUGUGAGUGUAUAGUGUACCAAAGCCUAGGUGGUACAGAAGGAAGAUUUAACUCCCCUAAUUUCCCACAAUUCUACAGUAGAGGAAUAGAAUGUAUCCUGUUUACAUUUAUUGGCGAUGUUGGAGAAUUAGUGGAAAUAAAAUUUACUGAUUUUGAGAUGAUGUACCCUGAUGUAAAUAAAACAUGUAAAGAUUAUUUAAGACUUUUCCUGAAAUUAAACCGUCCUGAAAUAAAUGAAAACAUGCAACACAAUUAUGAAUUAUGUGGAAGUAUGUCAACUUUACAACAAAAAACAUUUUAUUCCAAAGAUAGGAGUUUAAUCAUGGAAUUCCAGACAACACGACCUAUUGGACAACAGCUCACUUUCUUUAAAGGAUUUCGAGGAUUCUUCAGAUUUUUAGAUGCAAGACAGUUUGUAUCUGAUGGAGUCAAACAGUCAGGGACCAUGUGUUCAUGGGAUUUUUCCACAUCUAAACUAUCAGGGAAAUUUUUCUCACCUCUUUACCCACAGAACUAUCCUAGUCACUCAAAAUGUCAGUAUACAUUUUAUGGACAGCCACAUGAAGGAACAGUUUAUAUACAGUUUCAAAAUUUACAAAUAUAUGAUGAAGGAGUUGAUAGUUGUAGUAAAAGUUCAGAUAGAAUAGCAAUUUAUGAUGGUAUGAAUAGUUCUCAGCCUUUAAUCAAAUAUUUGUGUGGUAUAAAGAACCAAGAGGAAGUUAAAUCUACAACGCCAUAUCUUUAUAUAGAAUUCUUGUCAGAUGGCAGGAAUCAGCGUCAAGGAUUUGCAGCAAAUUAUACAUUUCAACAUAAAUCACAUUCCAAUUUACCCUCAUAUAGCAAUCCAGAUUACUCAACAACAACUACAUUCAACUGUAAUCAAUAUAUAGAGAGUAAGACAAAACAUGGUAUAAUUACUAGUCAGAAUCAUCCAGGUUCAUACCCAGCAUCUACACGAUGUACCUAUAUAUUUAAUGGAACAGCCGAAGAAAGAAUACAAAUAAAGUUCACAAGGAUGGAUCUAUUUUUUGAUGGAGGGAACCCUAAUGAACCAUAUGAUUGUGAUGGCCAAGACUCCAUAAAAAUUUAUAUAAAAAUAGACAAUGAUGAAAAAGAAUUAGAUUAUACCUGUGGGAAAAAGAUUCCAAAAAUGGUUAUGUCAAACAUUCCAUGGAUGAAGGUUGUUUUUGAGAGUGGGAGCAGAACACAACACUCUAAUACAGGGUUUGCAUUUGAGUAUAAAUUUUUAACAAAUUAUGGUAUUACAACAGGAGAACAGGAUAACAGAAAAGAGUGUCGGUUUACAUUCAACAGUAACAGGUCACUCAGUGGAUAUUUUACGUCACCAAACUUUCCAGGAUAUUAUCCACGAUUUACAGAAUGUCAUUAUAAAUUCAUUGGGCAAAAUCAUAAAGUUAGAAUAACUUUUGUUGAAUAUCAGUUGGGAUCAAGGUGUGAACCUAAAGAUCGAGUAGACUAUGUAGAUUUCUCCAACUUUGACGGUGGAGCUCAGGACAAGAAAAUGCACAAAUUUUGUGGUCAAAUGACUGAAAAAAUGAGAGAGCCAAUACAAUCAGAUCUGGAAUUUUUCCGAGUAACAUUCAAAUCUAACAGUAUGUAUGAAGGAAAAGGAUUCAAUGCCACAUAUGAGUUUGUUAUAAAUGAAGAAACAACGUUUUCCAUACCUCCAAAGAGUUUGGUAGAUACUGCUAAUACAAUGCAUACAUCAUACAUAGACAACAAAUGUUAUUGUAUAGUAUUUUAUUUAGUAUUAACAUUGACUAUACAAUUUUUGACUGGCUGCACAUUAUGAUAAAAAGUUUAUAUCCUUUCAUCUGUGAUAAAAUAUGAGUUGAUAACGAAUUUGAAAAAAUUAUAGAAGGAAAAGAUGUAAAAAUGAUCUUGGGUUUAAAGAUUACUUCCUACAUACUAGAAUGUUAAAGCUGGUUUGUAUUUGUAAAAACAAAAUUGAGAGAAAAAAUUUAUUGCCUUACUUAAGAUGCAAAUGAAAUUUAAAGUAUUGGUAAAUUGUAAAUUCAGAAAUGCUUGUGUGCACAUAUUAUUGCUAAUUUUGUCAAAUGGACAAAAAUGUGAAAUUUCAGAUAAUGCUGGUAUUAAAUUUAAAUGAUGCAAAUAUUUAUUUUUGCGACCUAUCCUGUUGCAGUUUUCACAAUAAUAACAACAACACAAAAAAAUCUGAAUUUUACAGUAUGAUAAAAAAAUAUUCAAAGUUAACCAAAAUGAUUUAUUUAUUUAUCAGAUCUAAAAUAAAACUUGAUCCCUAAAAUAAUUUGGUCUUUGUAACACUGAGCACUCAGUUGAUAUAUUCUCAACACCCAUAGAAAAGCAACAUCUAUAUUACAAUUCAUUAUACUGAAAAUGCAUACCGUCUUUAAGACUGAUUAAUCAGUCUGAAUAUUACUCAAUCAUGAUAUGUAUGUAGAAAUUAUUUGUUAUUGUUUUUUAUAUUUUCUGAAUGUGUGCUUUUCCAGUCAUAUUUAACCUUAAAAGAAGCUUGUAUGUAUAAUUUUGCAUGUAUAAAACAACUUUUCCACAAAAAAGUUCCAAAAAUUAAGAAGUUAUACACUUAUUUUAUAUAAUACAUUCUCAUUGGGUGUUGGGUUUUUGAUGUCACAGAAUAGAAAAUGUGUAGAAAUUGCUCUGAUUUUCUCUGGCUUUGACAUUUGGGUUUUGUCUUAAAUUAUUUUUUAUAGAUACCUUAACAUUUGUAACAAUAUUUUUACCUAAAAAUCUACUAUCUUUUUUGUAAAGUUUUUCACCUUAUACAUUUUGAUUGGUCUUUUGUUGUCAGAAAUUUAAGUAUGUAUCUGUGUUUUAUUGAAUUUUAAGUAAAAAAAAGUAAUGUUCUGAAAUAUGGGAAGCAAUUCUUCUUUCAUAGGGUAAUUUUUUCAUAGUAUGAUGAGAUUCUUAAAUAUAUUAGGCAACAGUUUCAGAAUUAUGGUUUGACCCUGUGAAAGCCUCAUGAGUUGUAGUCAGGUUCUUUAAAGGUCCUGUUGUAGAAUUAUGGUAUUGUCUGUUUGUACAACAGGAAUCAAAGGUGGUAGCGUCAGAAUACAUUUUGAAAUACUUUAAAUAUGUAAAAUUCUUGACGUAGACUGGUCGAGAACCUGAUACCAAAAUAUCUUUUAACAGGAACUCUUUUUGGGAAAUAUUCUUUUAACAUAAAAAAGGGUUACCAAAAAUCAGGUAUAACACUUUAGACAUGAACUUCAAUUCCUCUUAUAUACAAAGAAAAAAACGAACUUUAAAACUACUAUGCUAAUUUUUGCAGGAAAUUUUAUAGGUACGGUGACCAGUUACUCUCACUUUUGAAUCUUGCCAUUAAAUAAUAGAAUUUACAUUUAAUUGGGCCAUACAAGAUACAUUUUGAUUUUGUGUAGCAAGAAGAGAUGAGUGAACCAAAUACAUAAUCAGUCUGACCAUAAAUUUGGACAGCAACUAAAACUUAUUUUAGAAAAUAAAAAUUCUGCCCAGUUUAGCCUAGAAAGGAAUAGAAAUAUGUAGUUUUUGUUUCAGAUCUAAAUGCACAUAUCUUUAACCUUUCUCUAGUCAAUGCACUAAAAAACAGCACAACCUUGUAUCAGAACAAUGGAAUUAAUAUGUAUGUAUAGUCUAUUCAUGAGUUAUUUUGGAAGAAGGAAAAUAAAAAAAUGUUGCGUUAAUACCAUGAAAUCAACAUGAUCAAGCAAGUAACUUAUUAUGAAUAAUAGUCCACAUUACCAGUUGCAAACAAUAACCAAGCUUUCAGUAAGGAAGUGGAUGUAAGGUUUGUAUUGCACUACAGUGUUUAUCAUAUCUUCUAUGCAAAUUUAGUUCAAUGCUGUAGCUAUGUAAAUAGAGUCUGCAAAUUUCCAUUCUAGUCACAUACAUUGUGUGUAUAUUUAAUCAUCAUAGUAUUAUAUUAGUUAUUGAAUGACUGUGCAACAUAUCAUUGUUAAAAUAGUAGGAUUAUUUUACACAAUUUCUAUUUAGACUUUACUUCAAAGAUUUUUUAGAAUUAAAUAUAACGCUUUAAAAUCAUUGUGCUUUAUUAGUGCAAGUAUUUGUUUAAUCCUGAGUUUGAACCCAUUUAGAAAAUGCUAGGUCAGUGAUUAAACUUACUGCCAAUUAAUUUUAUGUAUUUUCAGUUGCUCUUCUAAAUCAGAGCUGUUGAGUUGAUUAAGGUGGUACAUAGCACUACAGGGAGACAACUCUGUAAAAAUCAGCUGAAUGUUUUAAUCAUGUUCUAUUGUUAAGGAAAUAUUAAGCUUCUCAAUGAUUAAAAUUAGUGUUUGUCAAACUGCUAAAUAUCCAAUGAAAUUUUUCCAAUAAAGUGUGUGGUUCAAGUUUUUUGAAAUUUUUAUAUUUUUGUCAAAGGGUCAAAGUAAAUAUUUUGUCAAAAUUUUAUGAAAAUUGAAUGCGCCAAAUUAAUUUUAGUCGAGGUAUUUGGUACCACCUUAAAAGGUAUAUUUUAUUUCUAGUCAAACUGUAUGUAUGUUAUUGACAUGAAAGAAACCAUUAUGUAAAUAUUCAGAUUUAAUCUAUCUUUUUCAUACAUUUGAUCAUUAAAGAACAAAUAAUGGAUAUUGAAA
Mytilus californianus (California mussel) is the source of this 4930-nucleotide messenger RNA. RefSeq names its product suppressor of lurcher protein 1-like. The record is from RefSeq and is a predicted model, not a curated record. The transcript has 16 exons. Gene Ontology annotation, cellular component: plasma membrane. NCBI's taxonomy places the organism in Eukaryota, Metazoa, Mollusca, Bivalvia, Mytilida, Mytilidae. Bases 214 to 2151 code for a protein of 645 amino acids.